Molecule: messenger RNA, 1644 nt
Organism: Colletotrichum chrysophilum
Lineage: Eukaryota; Fungi; Ascomycota; Sordariomycetes; Glomerellales; Glomerellaceae
Exons: 4
Coding region: 1-1644 (547 amino acids)
Biological process (GO): carbohydrate transport; transmembrane transport
Cellular component (GO): membrane
Molecular function (GO): carbohydrate:proton symporter activity
Source: RefSeq, a predicted model, not a curated record
AUGGAGAAGCACACUUCGGCGACAGAGCAUCAUAUCGAGGCGACUACCUCUGCGGUGGAAGCCGAGAAGGGCGAUCUCAGCAAUCGCCAUGUGAAGCAAGUAAAUGUCCAGUCGGUUGCGCUCGCUGAUGCCAUCGCCAAAGAUAAGCCCGACUACAAGUCGGCGACGCAGAUGACUUUGUAUGCCAUGAUGGCACUUUGCGUUCUCAACGGAGUCAUGAAUGGCUACGAUGGCUCAGUCAUGAGCGCUAUCAACGCCAUGGACCCCUUCCAAGAUCGCUUCAAGAUUGGCUUGACUGGCGAGCUGAACGGUGCAGUGUUCUCCAUAUACACCGUUGGAAACAUUGUGGGUAGUCUUGCGUGCGGUUACAUCAUGGACCGAUGGGGACGUCGAGCCUGCAUGUUCUCCGGGGCCACAUCCAUUAUCCUCGGUUCCGUCCUUCAGGCAAGCAGCUAUCAGCUCCCCCAAUUUUUCGUCGGCCGCUUUAUUGUUGGUAUUGGAACUCCAAUGUGCGCAACUUCUGCGCCCGUCUUCCUCGUCGAGAUUGCCUACCCAACUUGGCGCGGUCUCGCUGGUGGCUUGUACAAUGUUCUUGGCUGGUACAUCGGCGCGAAUAUUGCGGCAUGGACAUGCUACGGUACAAACUUCAUUCCCAACGAUUGGUCGUGGCGCAUUCCAUACAUCGUACAGCUUACUCCAGCCACUAUUGUUGUGUCCCUGGCCUGGUUCCUCCCCGAGAGCCCUCGAUGGCUCUGGUCUCAAGGAAAGACUGAAAGAGCAAAGUCAAUCUUGACCAAAUAUCACGGCAACAAGAACCCAAACUCGGCUCUCGUCAAGCUCGAAAUCGACGAGAUUCAAGAGUCUCUCGAGCGUGAACAGGAGAUGAACAAUCAUAAUUGGAAUUACAAGAUUCUCGUCAACAAUCAUCCAAACCGAUACCGCAUGUGGCUUGUGAUGCUUGUUGCGGUCUUUGCCCAAUUCAUCGGCGGGGCAGUCAUCUCGUACUACCUCCCCGCCAUGGUAAGAGGCAUCGGGAUUACGGACUCUCGCCGCCAACUGCUUCUCAACGGACUUAACACAGUCACAUCUUUCGUCGGUGGUCUCUGCGGGUCCUUCUUUGUUGACAAAGUUGGUCGUCGUCCCCUCUUCUUAUGGGGCACGUUCCUUACCGGCUUGGUCUACAUCCCUAUCAAUGUGCUCGCGGCCAGAGCCGAGAACAGCGAAGAAGGCUCCCUCCCCACGUCGCAAGCAUAUUCUUUCAUUGCAAUGAUCUUUCUUUACGGCAUUUUCUGGUCAUUUUGCUGGACGCCUCUGCAAGCCUUGUACCCAUCCGAGAUCCUCAAUAAUGAGAUCCGCGCGAAGGGUAUGGGUGUCAAGGGAUUCAUCUCGGGAGUUGCCAGUUUCAUCAACACAUACGGAACUUCCGUAUCUCUGAAGCAUAUCGGCUGGAAGACCUAUACUAUCUUUCUUGUACUCCACUUCGUCCAUCUAGUACUGAUGUACAUGGCAUGCGUGGAGACGAAGGAGCGUACUCUCGAAGAGAUUGAGGAGAUCUUCAACGACCCUAAGCCGGUGAAACGAAGUCUGCAAAAGACCAGGGUUCUCGUCGACAGUGGGGGUGUAAAGGUCAAGGAUGAUGUUUGA